UUCUUUUUAAUCAAAAAACUUUACAAAAAUUUUACAAUUAUUAAAUUUUACCUCGCUGAAUUACCUAUUCGAUAUUAAAUACUAUGUGGAUUAUAAUUCAUCGAUAAGUAUGCUUAUGUAAAUAACAAAAAUGUUUAUUAAAUAUUAAGAUCCUAAUAUUGUUAUUUUAGUCCAAAUUUAAUUACAAUUAAUCAAAUACUUCAUUACUCAACACUAUUAUACAAUUGGAGCAACACCUUCAUCAUACUGUCCAAAUUGUUAAUAAAAUUGGCAGUAAAGAAAAUGGCAGCUGGUGCACAUGCAUAAAUAAUUUACUGGAAGAACAGGAAGGGGGACUCUUCUUCUCUACGAGUGGGAGUUACCUCAUCCAAACUGUAACACAUUCAGUAGCCAGCUGGUUCGCCAUCCGCAACAUUCCGCGUAAAGCAAAAUCCUUUCUCGCCGUUUCACAUACAUUUUUAGUCUAAACAUUGAAAUUAGAAAACCGCGAAUAAAUUUUGUUCUUCGCGAUAAAAAAUACAUUCGCAUUCAAACAUUCGAAAGACCAUAAAUAGGAAAAAGUGAAAUAAAGUUUAAUAAAAAUAAAUAAAAUAAUAAAAUAUUUAUCUAUCAGUAAUGACAUGAAGUGGGCAUUAAAUAUUGAACUAUUUCUUGUCUACAUUAUAAUCUGCCAGGGAGACAGUACACAGGUGACGAAAGACAACAUUAGACAACUCUUAUCGGACACGGAAUGGCAAUCAUUGAUUGGAUCAACACCAGAGACGGAUUACGAGAUCGUAGAUCCGAGAGUUCGCAGAUUGCGUCGGUCUCCGAGGGAACACGCGAUCUCGAUUUCCGGUCCAGGUCGCGUUUGGUUUCGUGCAAUAUCACCGAGCGACUCUAUACUCUCGCGGGAAUUCAUUUUACUCAAAAGACACGAAAAUGGAACGGAGGAUAUUACGGAGAAACACAGAGAGGAGUACUCGUGUUAUUACAGAGGCGACGACAUUGCGGUAUCGAUAUGCAAUGGGAUUAGAGGUAUCAUUGCCGGAAACGAUUCGAGUUAUUAUAUAAUUCGUCCAUUACCUGAUCGAUUUUAUAACGAGAUUUCUGACGAGAUGCCACAUCUUAUAUCGAAAAGGAUACUGCCGAAAUAUUUUAAUUCAAAUAACGAAAGCGACUUUGAAAAUCAUAGUGAAAAAAGAAUUAUUAAUUUUUUCGAUCCUUCGAUAAAUCUCGAGACCAAGGACCGGGAUGCUGAGAUCCACGAUAAUAACAUUCUCGAUAGUGGAAGAGCCGGAUUUUUGGAAGAGGAAAAAAGCAAAAAUGAAAAAUCGACAAAGAGAAGGAAACGCGGGUUUCGAGACAGCACUAAUAGCGGUCCGAUCUUUGUGGAAACGGCAGUGUUCGUUGACAGAGACUUAUAUAAGCACAUGUCACGAAAUUAUCCAAAAGACACUGAAAGAGAAUUAAUAAGAUUUGUUUUGGCAAUGAUUAAUGCGGUAAUGAUAAGAAAAUUUUGUUUCUUUGAAAAUAUAUAUUGUCUAUUAAAAAAAAUCAUGAAACCCCACCCGGCAUUAAGAACUGACAAUUUUCAGGUGCAACUGCUUUAUCACGAUCCGUCAUUGGGACAGAUAGUAAAUUUUGUUCUGAAACGAUUAGAAAUUUUACACGCUGAUCCAAUUGAUCUUCACAGACCCCACGAUAUAGAUAAAUAUCUAAGUAGCUUUUGUCAAUGGCAAGGAAGAGAAAAUCCAGGCACCGAUCAAGACAAGAAUCAUUGGGAUCACGCACUGAUGUUGACUGGAUUAGAUUUGUACGUGGUGAACAAGCGUGGAAAAGUCAGUUCGCAAGUUGUAGGACUGGCACCAGUUGCGGGAAUGUGCACAAAGACAAGCAGCUGCACCGUGAACGAGGGUAGACACUUUGAAAGUGUUUACGUUGUGGCGCACGAAAUUGGUCAUAAUCUGGGUAUGAGACACGACGGCGGAACGUCUGACAACGACUGUGAUCCAACGAGUUACAUAAUGAGUCCGACUUUGGGUUCUGGCAAGAUCACUUGGUCACACUGCAGCAGAAAUUACCUCAAGAAUUUUUUAAGAACGGCACAGUCCAGAUGUCUUCUUGAUCAUGGUAGCAGCGGCGGUCAACUUGAUCAUAGCGCAGAAGGUAUUUUACCUGGUGAAAGAUUCGAUUCGGAUCAUCAGUGCAUGUUGAAAUAUGGUUUUGGCAGUAGACACUCGACGCAACAGCCACUGGAAGAUAUUUGCAGAGAUAUACACUGUGAGAGAGAAAGAUAUACGUGGACGUCACAUCCUGCUCUCGAAGGAACGUACUGCGGUGAAGAUAAAUGGUGCCGGAGUGGUAGAUGCGUGAAUAGAAAUGGAAGAUCAAGAACAGGCGGAAGCAAUGAAAAAAUUGCAGGAUCUUGGAGCGGAUGGCACAUUUCAGAGUGCGCUUCCGGUUGUCUAUCCGAAGACAGGGACGACGGAAGUAUCGAUAGCACAGGCAUUAGAGUAAUAAUGCGUACCUGUACUAAUCCAAGUCCACAGAAUGGUGGUGAAAAAUGUGUCGGUCCACGUAAGCGAUAUGUGGCUUGUAAGGCAACACAGUGCAUGAAAAUAUCACGUACUACUAUAAGCGAAUUUGCUGAUCAAAUUUGUACCCGAGCACGAGAGGUUGACAAUGAUUUGAUGGGAACGGGAUUACAAAGAAUUUCGUCUGAUCCUGAAGAAGCUUGCACCGUCUGGUGCCAUACUAGAAACAAAGGUGCUAAAAGUAGAGGAUGGAUAUUUCCAGAUGGUACAAAGUGUCGGACGCGAAGGAAUGAUUUUUAUAGGACAUCUUACUGCAUCGCUGGUCGUUGCGAGGAAUUUCGAUGCUCUGGACCGGAUGAAUAUAAAUUUUUAAACUCACCAGAGAGGUGUUCUGGUCUGAAUGUCAACCAUGUGGACAGAAAGGAUGAUAUUGCUCUACUUAGUCAAAAUUUGAAUCCUGAAAAAACGAAGGACAACUGGAUUGUCUCUAGCGAUUGUCACUUUAACUGUCUGGCGCCAGGAAUUGGUAUACGACUAGUUAGUAAAAUUCGUCCUGGAAGAAACGAAACCAGUAUUCAACUUUGUGAUCCAGAUUCGAACAGAUGCGAGAAACUAAAGAGUCCUUAUCAAUUCGCCACGAAUAUUUGUAAGAAAUAUAAAUUUCGAGUGAGACAACUUUCUGGUUUAGGAAUGCAAAUAUCACCAUCGAUCGAGGAUCCUGACAGACCCUGCCGUGUUGCCUGCCAAGAUGAAACCGUGUCACACAGAUUCUAUUUAGUAAACGGAGAAAAUGGCUGGUUCCCUUUUGGAACUUCCUGUAGCAAACGCAAUCAUAAAUCAUUUUGCGUAGCUGGAAAAUGUUUAGAAUUUGGAGAAGACGAUACUCCAUUGCACGAGAGUAUCUUCGCACUUCCUUUAUUAUCGCGAAACAAACGCACAGCUUCCAUUGAUGAAAGUGCGAUAAAUCGAAAUUUAAAAAAAUAUUCGGAAAAUGUUAGGAAUUUUAGUAGGAAUGUGACAUUGUUGAGAAAACGAAGAAAUUUGGAAUUGGACAGAACAACCAUCUUGUCUCAUCUCAAUCAACGAGAAUUGGAUAGUAUUAUCUGGCACCUUAAUUUCUCUGGUUCCUAUAGAACGGAAUUGUUACCUUUUCAAAUAGAUCUUAAUAAUCCUAUACACGUUCCUUUUGAUGAAUCUGAUUACAGAUUUUAUGAUUACACUGGUUACAGUUGAGCAUAUUUUGUAUUUGUCUAUUUAUAAAAAUUUUAUCAACAGCUGUACCAUCUCUUGAAUAAAAAUAUUGAUCAUGAACUGAUUAACAAACAUUUUAUAUUCAAGUUGUUAUUGUCCAAUUAU
This is a messenger RNA of Cephus cinctus (wheat stem sawfly), 3872 nucleotides long. RefSeq names its product A disintegrin and metalloproteinase with thrombospondin motifs adt-1. The coding region runs from base 621 to 3749 and encodes 1042 amino acids. Lineage: Eukaryota; Metazoa; Arthropoda; Insecta; Hymenoptera; Cephidae. The record is from RefSeq and is a predicted model, not a curated record. The transcript has 13 exons. Gene Ontology annotation, molecular function: metalloendopeptidase activity. Gene Ontology annotation, cellular component: extracellular matrix. Gene Ontology annotation, biological process: proteolysis; extracellular matrix organization.